Messenger RNA from Tripterygium wilfordii, 1329 nucleotides. Its product is annotated as metacaspase-1-like. The coding region runs from base 158 to 1219 and encodes 353 amino acids. Gene Ontology annotation, biological process: proteolysis. The record is from RefSeq and is a predicted model, not a curated record. NCBI's taxonomy places the organism in Eukaryota, Viridiplantae, Streptophyta, Magnoliopsida, Celastrales, Celastraceae. The transcript is spliced from 5 exons. Gene Ontology annotation, molecular function: cysteine-type endopeptidase activity.
GAUGACAUUCUGAGGCUGGAUACCAUUAUUCUUUCUCCAUGGAUGUGCCACCACCAUUUAAUUAAUACACAGGUUGAGAAGUGGAAUAUAAAUGUGAGGCCUUUCAACAACUUCUUCUUCUUCAUCAUCGUCUGUCAUCGUGGUUGUCAAGUGAAAAAUGUUCAGUAAUUCUCGAACCAGAUGCAGCAACACAGAACAGCAACCAUGUCUAAGGUAUGAAAUUCCAAAUUCUUCAUCAAAUAAUCAAGAGCGUCUUCGUGCUUGCACGACGAGAUCAUCAUCAUCAUCAGGUAACAAUCAAGAACGUCGUCGCCGGGCCAAGUUUAAAUCCAACAGCAAAGGUAGUACUGACAGCCUGCAACUAAAUGAUGAUCAUCCGAGAAAGCGUGCGCUGCUUUGCGGAGUUAGUUACAGGCAACGGAAAUUCAAACUCAAGGGUACUGUCAAUGAUGUUAACAACAUCGAAUCUUUGCUGAUUACCACUUUUCGUUUUCCACCGGAGAAUAUCAUCGUCCUCACAGAGAAAGAGCAAAACAAAGAUCUGAGUCCGACGAAGAAGAACAUUCAGAGAUAUUUGAAAUGGCUUGUGGCCGACUGCCAGAAAGGCGACUCACUGGUGUUCUACUUCUCUGGGCACGGGCUCCGACAACCUGAUUUCAACCAAGACGAGCAAGAUGGGUUCGACGAAACAAUCUGUCCAGUUGAUUUCAUGGAAGAAGGCAUGAUUCAUGACAACGAAAUUAAUUCCACCAUUGUUCAGCCUCUCACUGAGGGUGUCACACUACAUGCAAUUAUCGAUGCCUGUCAUAGUGGAACCAUGCUCGAUCUUAUCCAUAUCUACGACACAGAAAAGAAGGAGUGGACAGAUAACCGCCCUCCCAAUCCAUCAAUAUGGAAAGGUACAAAAGGUGGAUUAGCAAUCUCCAUUAGCGCUUGCGAAGAUCAUGAAUUUGCUGCUGAUACCACUGCUUUGAGUGCAGACGCGACAAUGAAUGGUGUAAUGACAUUCUUUUUAGUACAAGUAGUGAAGGAACAUCGUGAAUUAACUUAUGAAGCUUUGCUCGACUUGAUAAACGAGAGAAUCGAACAAGCUAACUUAGAAGGUUGUGCUCUAGCCAAGGUAAUCAGAAGAUUGUUUUGCGGCAACAGAAUAAUACAGAGAACUCAACUUUCAGCUUCAGAGCGCUUUGAUGUUGCGGAAAAGCAUUUUGUUUUGUAGACACAAAGCUUCUCAAGGAUCUCUCCAAAGCACCAAACAUGAAGAGUCUCUUCUUGUUUUUCAUUCCACCAACACAUAUAAUUAACAACAAUCUUGUGCAUUUGUAUCCC